Messenger RNA from Polypterus senegalus (gray bichir), 3276 nucleotides. Its product is annotated as T-box brain protein 1. The transcript has 6 exons. Gene Ontology annotation, biological process: positive regulation of DNA-templated transcription; commitment of neuronal cell to specific neuron type in forebrain; regulation of transcription by RNA polymerase II. Bases 157 to 2193 code for a protein of 678 amino acids. NCBI's taxonomy places the organism in Eukaryota, Metazoa, Chordata, Cladistia, Polypteriformes, Polypteridae. The record is from RefSeq and is a predicted model, not a curated record. Gene Ontology annotation, cellular component: nucleus. Gene Ontology annotation, molecular function: RNA polymerase II cis-regulatory region sequence-specific DNA binding; DNA-binding transcription factor activity, RNA polymerase II-specific.
UGUGAUUGCAGCAGUGUCAAUUGGCUAAUCUGCUGUCUAACAAAAACUAGAUCUAGCCACUGGAAGGCGUUUGCUUUUAAACUAGAUUUUUGGGGCGUUAAGUUAAGUGAGGAGAGGCUUCACAAAGGUUCUGAAGCGCUUUUGUAUUAUAGAGCUAUGCAGCUGGAGCAUUGCCUCUCUCCACCUAUCAUGCUCUCCAAGAAAUUUCUAAAUGUGAGCAGCAGUUAUCCAAACUCGGGCGGAUCUGAGCUUGCCUUACAGGAUCAUCCUAUUAUCUCCACCAGUGACAACCUGGAGAGAAGUUCACCUCUGAAAAAAAUUUCCAGGGGAAUGACGAAUCAGUCAGAGGCAGACAAUUUUCCUGACUCCAAGGACGCACCAGGGGACGUCCAGAGAAGCAAACUCUCUCCUGUGCUGGACGGGGUCUCUGAAAUUCGUCACAAUUUCGAUGGAUCUGCAGCAGAAAGGUAUCUUCUUUCUCAGUCCAGCCAACCUCAGCCUGCUGCCGCCGCUCCUAGUGCUAUGUUCCCCUAUCCUAGCCAACAUGGACCGACUCAUCCGGCUUUUUCCAUCGGAAGCCCAAGCCGAUACAUGGCGCAUCAUCCCGUGAUUACUAACGGAGCGUACAACAGCCUUCUGUCCAACACUUCUCCGCAAGGCUACCCGACUACUGGAUACCCUUACGCACAGCAAUAUGGACACACUUAUCAAGGGGGACCCUUCUACCAGUUCUCUUCGGCGCAGCCUGGGCUGGUCCCCGGCAAAGCCCAGGUCUACCUGUGCAACAGGGCGCUGUGGCUUAAGUUCCAUCGACAUCAAACGGAGAUGAUCAUCACGAAGCAAGGAAGACGGAUGUUCCCUUUUUUAAGUUUUAAUAUCUCUGGUCUGGACCCCACGGCGCAUUACAAUAUUUUUGUCGAUGUAAUACUGGCAGAUCCCAAUCACUGGAGAUUCCAAGGUGGAAAAUGGGUUCCAUGUGGCAAAGCGGACACAAAUGUGCAAGGAAACCGGGUGUACAUGCAUCCAGACUCUCCCAAUACUGGGGCACACUGGAUGAGACAAGAAAUAUCUUUUGGAAAAUUAAAACUCACAAACAACAAAGGAGCGUCAAACAACACGGGACAGAUGGUGGUUCUGCAGUCCUUGCACAAGUACCAGCCCCGGCUGCACGUAGUGGAGGUUAACGAGGACGGGACGGAGGACACGAGCCAGCCGGGAAGAGUGCAGACCUUCACCUUCCCUGAAACUCAGUUCAUCGCCGUGACCGCCUACCAAAACACCGAUAUCACACAAUUAAAGAUCGAUCACAAUCCAUUUGCAAAAGGAUUUCGGGAUAACUAUGACACAAUCUACACCGGUUGCGACAUCGACCGGCUUACCCCGUCUCCCAGCGACUCUCCGCGCUCCCAGAUCGUGCCGGGCGCCAGGUACGCGAUGCCCGGAUCUUUUCUGCAGGACCAGUUCGUCAGCAGCUACACCAAGUCCCGUUUUCACCCCGGUGCGAGUGCAGGACCCGGCACGGACCGCAGCGUCCCGCACACCAACGGCUUGCUCUCUCCGCAACAGGCCGAGGAAACGGCGGCGGCAUCCCCACAACGUUGGUUUGUCCCCCCAGCUAACAACCGUCUCGACUUCGCAGCCUCAGCCUACGACGCGGCGGCAGCAGCGGACUUCGCCGGCAACGCGGCCACCCUCCUCUCGUACGCCGCCGCUGGCGUCAAGGCGCUCCCGCUGCAGGCGGCCGGCUGCUCCGGCCGGGCGCUGGGUUACUACGCGGACCCGUCGGGAUGGGGGGCUCGCACGCCGCCCCAGUACUGCAGCAAAUCCAGCUCGGUGCUCUCGUGCUGGCCGCCCAACAGUGCCACCGGACGCACGGCCACCAGCAACUCGUACCUCGGAGCAGAGGACGGGGACAGCCUGGCGACCGAGCGCUCGCCGCUAGGGGGCACAGAAGAGAACAAACCCAAGGACCUGUCCGAAUCGAGCUGGAUUGAGACCCCUUCGUCCAUCAAGUCCAUCGACUCAAGCGACUCCGGCAUCUUCGAGCAGGCCAAACGCAGGCGGAUUUCGCCGUCUGGCACGCCUGUGUCCGAAACGGCAUCCCCCCUCAAAAGCGAAGUGCUGACCCCCCGGGACUGUGACAAAAACUGCGGGAAGGACAUCGGCUAUUACAGCUUCUACUCGCACAGCUAGAGAUGCGGUCAGCCAUAUCAAUUCGGGUAAUCACCUGAAGAGGGGACGAGGGUCACCUGGAAACUUCUCGUAUGGUCCAGAAGACUGCGAGCCGGGGACAACCAUGGCGGAGCGUAGACCUUGGAUUGCUCCUGUACAUAGAACCUGUAUGUAUAAACUCCGACUUUUUGGGUGCAUUUCGAUUUUAUUUUCAUUCUCUUUGCGGCUGCCAUUCGAAUUUGUCAAGUCACUUUAGACCAACCUUUUAGAUUUUAUGAACACUGGAGAAUGGGGAGAAAAAAUGUUCAAAAAUGGCGCGCAAAUAAAAACUGGCGAAAAGGCGCGAGGACUGUACCAUGUGGGGUUUUUUUUUUUGGUGUGGGGGGUAAUAAUCGGUGCGUCCAGUUUAUUUAGAUUUUGGGCCCUGGACUCUUCAGCACAGCACUAUGAUUUUUUUUUUUUUUUAUGCUGCUUACAGUACAUCCCAUCAAAUCUUCCCCAGCGAGGUGGCCUACUUUGACGCCAUUUGGCCAGAUUCUGACAUUUUUACACCACUGCAAAUCCUUUUCUUUUUCUUUCUUUAGGGGCUCGCUAAAGUAGAGCGUACUGUGCUUUUUAACUUGACACUUUUAGUAGUUCUUACUAAUUUGCAAUAAAGGCACCCCCAUCCUCCUUAUGUUUUUGGCUGCUUUCUGUGCCAACUGAAGGACUUAAUAUAAAAUGUACAAAGUGCCAAAAGUUUACAGGCCAGAUCAGGUGCCCAAGGUAAUUUCUUGCUUUAUUUUUACUUUUUUUUUUUGUAAAUUCUGUAAUUAUGUUAACUUUGCCGGUGUACAGAAAUGUGUAUCAGCUAGAUAUUGUGGGUCAGGUGCUGAAAGUAAAUGUGCAUAGAUUUGAAUCCUAUUUACUGUAUGGCAUUUUUGAGAUUUCAAAAUAUGUACAAGAAAUAAAAGGACUUGCUUCUGCCCGGCAGUCCUCUUAAAAUGCAGCAUUUAGUGUAGAUCAUUUGAUUUAAUUUGGGUUUUGUUAAACUAAUAUUAAGGUAACCUUUUUCUUGCCUUAGACUGACUUGUAGAACCUGAUGAAUUCUUUCUUUAAUUUGAC